CAUCCCACUCGAGUAGCGGUGUUGGUGGGUCUGGGGUCUCUGCCGAGCUCCUCCCCGAAUUGAUCAUGGCAGACGUUUCGGCCGCUUCAGGUCAUCUGCUUCCGCAACAGCAGCAGCAGCCGCCUUCACGCACGCCCGGCGCCCAUCGUGUGCAUAGUAGUUGUGACCGGUGCCGUAGCAGGAAGACAAAGUGUAUCGAUCCAAUUCCUGGACCCUGUCGAUAUUGUGCUCGCACUGGCUCGACUUGUCAGAUAGCAACGCCCCGCCGCAAACGGCCCUACUAUCAUGUUACCGAAGAAGAGUACCAGUGCUCCAUGCGCAUUCUGGAACACAUCUUCCCCGAUCGUGAACUUAACCUGGUGACUUUGAGAGGCAUUGCCAAGGACAUCACCGAUGGCAGGCUUGUCAAUCCCCUUUCGGGGCAACCCAUAUCCGUCAAGGAUGAGCCAUCCCCGGAAGACGAAGGUAGCCCCGAGGACUCGGACAAUCCGGUCUUGGAUUCUGUGAACGAUCUUCAUGAGCCGCUGGGCUGUAUGAUGCAGGAUUCGACCGGAAGGUUCAGGUAUGUGGGAGCUCACUCGGAAAUUCCGUUCAACGCUGCCGUUUGUUCCAUGGGAAGAGGCGUACAGAAUCCCAAGAUAAUAGGACCUCCCAAGCUAGGUUCGUAUCCCCCUCAAACUCUUACUCCAGCUUCAUCGGCGGAUCGGGAUUCCGUUGAACGAUUCAACCUUCCAAGGCGUGAGCUCUGCGAUUUCUAUAUCUCGAGAUUUCUCGAGGACGUCCACUGUACCCACUGGUUAUACUCCACCGAAGCCUUCCUCUAUAGAGUUGAUAGAACAUAUGCUGGCAGUGGCGAGUAUGCUUCCAACUCAUGGAUAUGUUCUCUUUACGCAAUCUUCGCCAUUGGCGCAGCUAGCUACGAGGAGCCGGCAGGAAGAUCUCCGCUUCCACCUGGCUCCCCUGCUGCCUCUGAUGAACGGACCUCGACCGACUAUAUAGCCUUGGCUAAGCAACUUAUCCCUAGCGCCUACGAUGAAGCCGACAUUGACAGUAUAAGAGCCAUGGCUAUCAUGAGUAUUGCUCUUGAGAAUGUAAUGUCAAGAACGAGUUCUUAUCUCUUCAUGGGAGCAAGCAUACAGAUGGCUUAUUCAUUGGGCCUGCAUCGUGAUCAGAUUCCGGACACAGCAGCGGCGAUGGAGCACGAACAAAGCCGGCGAAUAUGGUGGACACUGUUCAACCUCGAUCAAGAGAUUUCAUCAAGGGGUGGUAGUCCGUCUCUUAUUGAUGAACGGCAUUUAAAAAUCACCACGCCUCUUCCAUCUGAGCAAAUACUGUAUCCGGGAAUGCACACACCUUUAUCAUGGUUGUCAACCUCCAUUACCUUGUGCCGUCUGAAACGCGAAAUCAUCCAAGCAGUAUAUACCGAACGCAUCACAAAUUCACGUACCAUAUCCUUCUCUACAGUAACAAAUCUACUCAUAUCCUUGCAAGGAUGGCACUCGCUUAUACCGCCUCACCUCAAACACGAUGUUCCAAUAGCGCCAAGUCAUAGACGCGCAGUCGCUAUUCUACACCUCCAAUACUGGGGCACAACCAUUUUACUCUGUCGCCCUUUUCUUCUCUAUCUGGUACUGAGAUACAGCACCCUAGAUUCGUCCAAGAGAAUAUGGUUCGAACGUAUGGGGAAAGCAUGUAUCGAAGCAGCACAGAAAAGCAUCGCAAUUUUGCAGAAAAUGGGAGAAGACAACAUUCUUACCAGCCUUACCGCAUUUGACAGCACUUGCAUCCUCCGAGUAAUCAUGAUCUUCAUACUCGCUUACGCGCAUACCAAAAUCCCGCAAUACCGUUCACACAUUGAGACGGGGCUCGCGAUGCUCCGCCAGAUGGAGCAGAUUGGAUUUACAAAGAUGGUUACAGAGGAAACACCAAUUCGGGUAGCAGAACUCGGUAUUACAUUCGAUGAGGGCAAAGAGACUCAGCCUGGCGUGGUGCUUGACGACGCUUUGAUUGCCCAAUUAUGGAAUAAUUUUGAUCCAAACUACAUGACACCACUGCAAACCCAACAAACCCUAGAUCUCGCAUUUGAUGAUGCAAACUCCUACGAUCUCAACUCUCAGAUCUUGCAAUUCACCAGCAUAGACGAUUCGAUCGUGAUCGACCCCUCUCAAGCAUAUCAGCAAUUCGGCUACCGGUGA
Messenger RNA from Periconia digitata, 2195 nucleotides. The record is from the annotation of a GenBank genome assembly. Lineage: Eukaryota; Fungi; Ascomycota; Dothideomycetes; Pleosporales; Periconiaceae.